AUGUUAGGAAGUCUUGGCUCGGAAACCCAUCUUCUGAUACGACAAGAUGGUGUGCUGAGGACAUUUGAUACGACAAUGUCGGAGGCGUUAACUGAUGCGAUUGAUAAAGGACCCGUGGAGUUGCAUAGACGAACAAAUGUGAAAUCAGUGAGUAAAAAUGAUCGUGGACUGUUGAAGGUGGAAACUGAUAAUGGUGUGCUGAAUGAUGUGGAUACGCUGAUAUGGGCUAUUGGACGGAAACCACAUACGGACGGUCUUAAUUUAGAUCUAUUGGUUGGUAAUGUUGAUUGUUUUGACGAGAAUUUAUGCGGAUUGCAUUGCGUCUUUGUGAAGGAUGUGAUUUUGUGGUAA
This is a messenger RNA of Anisakis simplex (herring worm), 351 nucleotides long. Lineage: Eukaryota; Metazoa; Nematoda; Chromadorea; Rhabditida; Anisakidae. The record is from the annotation of a GenBank genome assembly.